Corticium candelabrum is the source of this 1932-nucleotide messenger RNA. RefSeq names its product hemicentin-1-like. The transcript is spliced from 5 exons. Gene Ontology annotation, molecular function: protein binding; axon guidance receptor activity. Gene Ontology annotation, biological process: synapse organization; homophilic cell-cell adhesion. Gene Ontology annotation, cellular component: axon; plasma membrane; neuronal cell body. The record is from RefSeq and is a predicted model, not a curated record. NCBI's taxonomy places the organism in Eukaryota, Metazoa, Porifera, Homoscleromorpha, Homosclerophorida, Plakinidae. The coding region runs from base 35 to 1735 and encodes 566 amino acids.
AGCUGCUCCUGUUAUUGUUUAUCACACAAAACACAUGUCAAUCAGACUUGGACAAAAAGCAAACUUUGAAUGCAUUGUUGAUGGUACGCCAAUACCGUCUGUAUCGUGGCAGCACAGUGGGAGAAAUUUAGAUUUCACCAGUGGUCAUUACAAGGUCGAGAACAAUGGAAGGCUACAUACACUGACUAUCGAUGCCGUACUGGAAAGAAAUGCAGGAAGCUAUAUGUGCAUGGCAAGCAACGAAUAUGGAUUCGUCCUGUCGACACCUGCUACGCUAAAUGUUGAAGACAACACAGAUACCUGCAUUGGAAAUAAUACACUGAAAACUGCACAUGAGAGGGAAAGUGUGACUUUGUGCUGUAACAAUAACAAACAAGGAUAUCCACCAAUCUGGAAGAAAGAUGGCAUUAUCAUAGACAACACAACAAAUCGAGUGUUUCUAACUAAGACGUGGGAACUGCUGCUGAUCAAAGUGCGAUAUGAAGACAGAGGAACAUACACGUGUAAUGGACACACAAAACACACGACUGUUUUGACAGUAGAAGGGGUACCACCUCCAACACCGAUAGUUAUGGAAGCGACAGUAAUGGAAACCAAUCCGCCAAUGGUUUUUGUUCGGUGGUUUGUUCCUGUUUUCAUCACACAUUGGCCUAUCACAAAAUUCAAAGUCAGUUGUUGGUACUUGCCUAACCAGCAGGGAGGGAGGAGCAUCACUUUUACAUCACCCUCCUUUUUGUCUACAACUGUUGACUGCCUGAAAGGAGCCACUAGCAAUACCAUGUGGGUCUUGGUCACAGUCACGGCUGUAAACGAUGUACAUGAAACACUCUCACAACCCACAUAUUUCGUAUACAACCAUAGACAUACAACAAGUUUGACACCCAGCAAAGAACCUGCAAACGUGUUAGAAUCUACAACUAACGUGCCAUCACAUGGAUUGUCAACAAGUAGGCAAGCCACCCAAGGAAGCCAAGGAUCACUUACAACGGGUACGUCAGCAUCACAUGAAACUGCAGCAAGUACUACAUCUACUACAAGUACAGGUACAACAGCAGCAACAAGUUCUCUCUGCAAAGACAAGGACAAUAGUGCAAAUAUCGGUUUGGGUCUUGGUAUCGGAAUACCAGUCGGUAUUCUUGUGAUUGUGUUGAGCAUCACGAUUCUGGUUAUGUGUGUCCGAAGAUUACAUAAAGACAACAGUGCCGGUGUACACGAAAGUGAUGAAACCAAGAGAAAUGUGGCGGUACUAUCCUGUCGCAAUUUGCAGUAUGACAAUGAGGAGGGUGUGCAGCACAACGUAACUAACACGUUCAUGAACACACAGCAACAGUCGGAAGAAUUUCUUUACCAGGAACUCAGCCCGCCACCAACUCCUCCUCCUCCUCGGCGACAUAUCAAUCAUCAAACCAGCACAUAUUCCAACAUUCUAAGUGGAAAUAGUGAUCAGUACGAGAACAUGAUCAAAACAUUUCCAUCUGGAUAUGAUGCAGAGCGUCCCAAAAGUGGUCAGGAAACCAACAAGAGAGGCCUAGAACAAUCAGAACGUGAGCUAAGUUCAGAUGAGCGACCACAGGCGAUAUUGUCGAGAACUCUCAGCACGAUGUAUGAGAAAAUAGGAAGCAAAGAUGAGUGUGAGGGUUUCGUUGCAUUGCAGGACAAUGUGCCACAAGUGAGGUUGCUUGAUACACAGAAGAGAAAAGCGAGUCGUGAGAUUACUGACAUCGCCUUUUGCUGAUCUACUGUUGUAUGGAUGUUUACAGCACGUCAGAUGGUAGAAUGUUUAGUUCAUAAUUAGAAAAUACUUCCUAGCAAGUUUAUAGCUAGAGAACGUACGCUGAAGCCCAUAAAUUGUUUCGUUUAUUGAUGUUAGUUGACUAUGUUAGGAGUGUCCUUGUGGUGUUACAGAGCAUCCAUUGAUUAAAAGAAAGAAAU